AUGCUUGAUGGAAACGAAGAUGAUAACGCAGCGAGAGGCGAAAAGGCAGUGGCUGAUGAGGUACAGUUAUUAUCAGAAUUUAAAAAAUGAAAUGAACUUUUUGCAGUAACCCUGGUUUUGAGAUAUUUGUGUUAAAGUUAUUUUACAAGGUUAAAAUAGUUAAAAAAAAUAUUUUCGAAUUUCUGAACUAAUAUUUAUGUGAAAGAUAAAAAAAUUAGUUUUAGGAAUCGUUAGAAAGCGAUGACACUGAGCUUUUGAAUGAUGAAGAAGAGUCGACAGAAGAUGAAGACGAGGAAGUUGAUGAGGACGAAGACGAAGAGGAAAAUGAAGAUGAAGAUGAAGAAGAAGAAGACGUUGAACUUGAAGGUAGCGAGGGAAGUGAAACCAGCGAAACAGACGGUAAAGUCGUUUUCUCAAGACUUUAUCAUUUUAUAACGAUUUCAGAGUCUACGGAAGGCGACACAAGCGAUUCAGACGAGUCAGUUUGGUCGACGAGGGGCGAAAUCGUCGAGGCGACACAUGAAGCCGAGGUUUUCAGUUGAAGAGCUGCUAAUUCAAAAUAAGUUUCUUUUCAGGAAGCCCUAUCGAUGCGAAAUUUUCACCGAGCUUUGGAAUUGAUGAUCGAAAACAAAGAGGAAAAGGCUGUCGAGAUUUUCAAAAAGCUUCUCAGAAAAUCGUACAUUUCUCGGUUUGAAAGGCCGAUUGUUGAGAUUUUCUUCGACGAGGACAUCACCGAGGAUAAAGAGAAUAAGUUAGUUUAUAAGAUUGUAAAUGAGAAAUUUUUUUUUCCUUUUUUUUUUGCUGCUCCGGCGGGCCUAAAAUUUAAUUUGAGAAAUAGGAGGUUUAGGAUUUUUUUCAGAAUAGUCAGUUGGUUAGUCCUUAUACCUGCUCUUCAAGCUCAAUUUUGUUUAGUUUUGGAAAUUUUCUGAAAAGUCUGGUGUUUCUUUCUCAGAAAGGUCCACAUUUUAAAGAUUUUUGCAGGAUAUUUUGUUGCAUUUGUGUACAUUUUGCUCCGAAAUGGAGUAUGUUUUGUAUAAAACCAGAUUUCUCCCCCGACACAAAAAUUAUUUUUGACAGGCUUAGCAAAAUGGGCAAGCUGUUCGUGGCGAUUCACAAAAAUUUGGCAAAAUUAGAGGAGGAUCAAGCAAUUUAUCACUAUUUACAAGUAGUUUUGUUCAUUUUUUUUCAAAUAUAUUUGCUUUUUGAGGUUUUGAAUUUGGCACCGAAUAAUCCCGAAGUUUGGUUCGACGUCGCCAUAAAGAGCGUUCACACGGGCGACUUGAACUUUGCCAAGUCGGCCUUCAGAAAAUGCGAUUUUGUCGAUUCGGCUGAAGCCAGGGCCACUACGCUCUUCAUUUCUUAUGAUUAUAAAGGUUUGAGAGCACCAAUUUUUCAAAAAAAUAGUAUUUGGCAAGUCAUUUAGAACCUUUUUUUCAAUGCUAAAGGUACCUUUUUGUUCUCUAUCUUUUUUGUGAGGAAUGUUUAUGAAACCUGUGAAAAAAACAGAUUUUUUUCAAAUUUUUCUUACUUUGAUCCAUAAAAGUUAGUUCAAAAUCUCAUUUAAACGUCUAAAUUUACAAUUUUCACAUCCUUUAUGGAAGCUAAUGUGUGAAUAUCUUUGAAAGCUGUAUAAAUAUCUAAUUUUUAACUGUCAAAUGUUUUUUUUAAUCAACAACUUCAUUUUUUUUCACGGAAUCGAAAUUUUAACUCCCAUUUUCCAGAAUGCCUGACCGUUCUGAGAGAAUUCGAAGAGCGUGGACACUCAUUGAAUGAUAAAAUGAUAUUUUUGAAGAAUAGCAUCCGUUCCUCAAGUGAUUAUCAUAAGUACCUUGCAUCUAAAAAAAUUACCUUAAGUUUAAAUCUUCCAGAGAACUAUGCGAUGAAAUAUUCCAGGAAAAUGAACGCUACAAUGGAAUCAAAACCAUUCAUAUGACCAAAAUGAAUGAGGUUUUUAGCGGAUGAAAAAAAAAUUAUUUGAUUUUUCCAGUACAAAAGUCGCAUCGAAGCACUGGAAAAUAAAAUUCGGAAGGCGAAUGAAGAAAAAUGUGCCGAUAUUUUCAAGGAAGAAACCCUAGAACCCGUUUUUUUGGACAUUUUUUAUGAUCAGGAGUGGGUUUUUUUUUCGAAUUGGUUCAGUAAAAACGAGAAUUCAAAGAAUCUUUAUGGAAUUUAUGCGUAGUUUACAGUUAAAAAGAUAGGAAAAGUCGAUUUUUCAGCGUUCCUAUUCAUUCUACGGAUUAUUUUGUACUCUCGAAUCAUCUAAAAAGAUUUCACUGUUAUUAUUUAAAUCUUGAAACUGUUUUUUGAGUUCAAAGAUGAAAAUUCAGGUGAUAACUCAACAUUCUCCAGUCAUUUCUUUCUAUUUUUCCUAAAUUUUCAGCCUCGAAACUGUCGGAACAAUUUUCUGCGACUUAUAUGAUAGGAUCGAAGCUUUUUCAUCGGUUUGUUCCACUUUAAAUUUCAUUAUUUAGGUUUUUUUUGUUAAAGCUUAUGAGCUAGUUGAGUUUCUCACAUGGAAAAUGAAAUUUUUUUGAAUGUACAAAAGUCUUAACAUAUUUUCCACUUCGAUAACCAAAAAUAUGAGUUUCCGGCUUCAAAUAAUACAUUUUUAAGUAGUUGAAAUGUUUUUCUGUUGUGAGAAUGAACAAUUCAAAAAAAAUAAAAGAAAAAAGAUGCCGCAAUAAAAAAAAUUUUCAAUGAAAAAUGUUCCAGCUCCACCGUCAAAAAAUCGUUUUCCGGGAGUGGGGCGACCGGCGGAUGUACUUUGACGUCAAAGAGACACUGGAAGACAUUCUGGACGUGGUGGAGGUCGUGGAAGAUCUGACGGAGAAAGUCUCCAAAAAAGCAGUCCGACAGAGGAAAUCCGAGUUCACGUGGAGUUGGACUCCGCGCGCGGCCCCUACUGUUCGCAUUUUCGAACCGUCCACCUCUCAAGACAGUUCUCCGGCAAGGGAGGAAGAUUCCGAAUGCGACUCCGGUUGCGAAACGACCACGACGUCGGAUGAAGACGUGGAAAUGGCGCCGAAAGUCGUGCUCCCGAAGAGUGAUGUCAGUGGUGUUUUUUGAGACUGAGACUUUCUUUUUAAAAAUGAGCUGGAUUUCCUGAUUUUUAUUGAGCUUAAGGGGUUGCUAGGAACGUUAAAUUUUCUUCAUCUUUGACUGAAAUCGCCUUGGACCUUUUUUAUAAUAAUUUUCGUAACGUUCUUGCCAAUCUUCAUUGCUUUUUCUCCGCCUGAUUAAAUAUAUCAGUUAUCACACAAUUUUUCAAUGUAAUCCAAAUAAGAUGAUACUUUUCAGCUCGCCACGAGCCUCAGAUUGAGCUGUUCCACUUCGUUUGAACCAAUCGAACCGCCGAAAAUUGAUAAAGAACUGUUCGUUUUUCAAUUUUUUCAAAGUCCAUAUCAUAUUUUUGAGGUUAGUAGUUGAAGAUGUCAAGUUUUUCGACGAAGAAGCUGUUCUGGAAAAGCUCAGGGGGACGUUGAUGGGCAAGGAGAUGCGAAUGUUCGAUGUAUUAGGUUUUUUUUUUGAGUUUUCACUGUUCCAAAUAGGUUUUGAGAAGUUUUUUUGAACUAUUAUAUGGUUUUAUUUCUUUUUUUUUGCAAAUUUUUAAAUUUAUGCUUUUGUUAUUUUUAAGUUAGACUUUAUUUAUUCAACAGAUAAAGUCAGAAAUGUUUUUUGAAAUUUACGAUUUUUUUUUUCAGAAGCCUUUCUUUUGACAAUCUGCGAUUUUUGUCCAAAUCAAGGGGCUGUUCCAGAGGAACUGAAACUUGUACUGACUCAGUGUUAUCGGAGGUUCAGUUUGAUUUGAAAAAUCGAACAAAAUUUGUUUUUUAGGCUGAUAAAUAUCGAUAAAAGAUUGAUGGAGAGCAAAUAUUUGGAGCUUCAUCAGUUGAUGUACGAAUUGGGUUAGUUUUCAUAAGAGAGAGAUUAGAGAAUUAUUGAUAAAAUAUAAUAAAAAAAUCAAUAAAAAUCAACCAAAACUGGGAGACAUUGAUUGAAUGCGCAACACAUCUUAAUUGAAUCACCCUGUUUUUUUCAAGCUUUUUUUUUUCAGACGAAUUGGAAGCUCAAACCUACUGCCGACGGGCUUUUUCUGAAGAUUUCCCUUUCUUCACAACCGAAGAUCAACUCGACGAAGAUUUUCGAGCCCGAAAAUCAACUUUAUCUCCGGUUUUGGUGGAAAUAUGCUUUUCGGUGCGCAUCAAUUGA
Messenger RNA from Caenorhabditis auriculariae, 4209 nucleotides. The record is from the annotation of a GenBank genome assembly. NCBI's taxonomy places the organism in Eukaryota, Metazoa, Nematoda, Chromadorea, Rhabditida, Rhabditidae.